Messenger RNA from Ochotona princeps (American pika), 7085 nucleotides. Its product is annotated as CD302 antigen. The record is from RefSeq and is a predicted model, not a curated record. The coding region runs from base 331 to 5496 and encodes 1721 amino acids. The transcript has 35 exons. Lineage: Eukaryota; Metazoa; Chordata; Mammalia; Lagomorpha; Ochotonidae. Gene Ontology annotation, cellular component: plasma membrane; signaling receptor complex. Gene Ontology annotation, molecular function: signaling receptor activity.
CUCCCACCAGGGCGGUGCGAAAUUUCAGCAAGCACCGGGUCUCCCCGGCUGUGCUGGUGAAGCGGUGGAGGCUGGGCACCCUCAGCCGAGGCCCUGCGCCGCUCGCGUCCGCUCCCUCGACGCGCACUUCCCGCCAUCUCGCGCGUCUCACUCACACAGGUGUCCGAGGCAGCCGCCCCCGCCCGCUCCUCCGGACCGAGGAGGCCGCGCCUGAUUGGCUGAGGGCCCUGGGGAGGGGCGGUGCCUGUGCCUCUGGAGGUCGGGGGGCAAAGGCCCGGGCGCUGCUAGCCGAGCGCACCUGCAGGGCGGCGCCGUCUGGGCCGGCUCGGGAUGAAGGCGCGUCCGGCGACUCCUGGCCGCGCCGUGGGGCUCCUCACGCUGCUCCUCCCGUGCUUGGGGCUUGCGGAGCCCUCUAGCCAUUCAGGUAAUGAUCCAUUCACCAUUGUCCAUGAAAACACUGGCAAGUGCAUCCAGGCACUGGAUGACUGGAUAGUAACAAAGGAUUGUAAUGGAACCCGGGACAUGCUAUGGAAGUGGGUGUCCAAACAUCGGCUUUUCCAUUUGCAAUCCCAGAAGUGCCUUGGCCUGAAUAUCACCAAACAAAAGGAUUCUUUGAAAAUGUUCAGCUGUGAUUCCCCUGCCAUGCUGUGGUGGAAAUGUGAGCACCACUCUCUUUAUGGUGCUGCCCAGUACAAGUUGGCUGUGGAAGACAGACAUGCCAUAGCAAGCACAAACGCGUCUGAUGUCUGGAAAAAGGGAGGCUCAUCAGAAGGCCUUUGUGACCAGCCUUACCAUGAGAUAUAUACCAGAGAUGGGAACUCCUUUGGGAAACCAUGCGAAUUUCCAUUCCUGAUUGAUGGGAAAUGGCAUCAUGAUUGCAUCCUUGAUAAAAAUAAGACUGCACCAUGGUGUGCCACCACCUUAAAUUAUGACCGUGAUAAGAAGUGGGGCUUCUGCUUAAAACCAGAAAAUGGCUGUGAGGAGAAUUGGGAGAAGAAUGAACAAACUGGAAGUUGCUACCAAUUUAAUAAUCCGGCAACUCUUUCUUGGAAAGAGGCUUAUCUUGCCUGCCACAGUCAAGGAGCUGACUUACUGAGCAUCAGCAAUGCGACUGAGUUAACUUAUCUUAAAGAAAAAGAAGACAUUGCUAAAUUUUUCUGGAUUGGUUUAAACCAGCUGCACUCUGCUAGAGGCUGGGAAUGGUCAGACCACAAACCACUAAACUUCCUCAACUGGGACCCAGACAAGUUCAAUACACCUGCACUAGGUGGGUCAAGCUGUGUGAGAAUGAACGCUGAGUCCGGUCUGUGGGAGAGUUUACCCUGUGAGGCUCUACUGCCCUACGUCUGCAAGAAACCAUUGAAUAACAGCAUGGAGUUAACAGAUGAUUGGACAUAUUCAGAUACUCGCUGCGAUGCAGACUGGUUGCCAAAUAAUGGAUUUUGCUAUUGGCUGGGGAAUGAAAGUGACUCCUGGGACAAUGCACGUAUGAAAUGCAAAGCCUUAAGUAGUGACCUUCUCAGCAUUCAUUCUUUAGCAGAUGUGGAAGUGGUGGUCACAAAACUCCACAAUGGGGAUGCCAAGGAAGAAAUAUGGACAGGCCUGAAGAACAUAAACGUGCCAACUUUGUUUCAGUGGUCAGAUGGUAGUGAAGUUACCCUAACGUAUUGGGAUGAGAACGAGCCGAAUAUCCCCUACAACAACACUCCCAGCUGUGUUUCCUAUUCAGGAAAGCUAGGUCAAUGGAAAGUCCAGCCAUGUGAAAAGAAACUGAACUAUACAUGCAAGAAAAAGGGAGAAAAAAUAAAUGAUCCAGGAUCUGGCAAGAUAUGUCCUCCAGAAGAGGGCUGGAAGAGACAUGGAGAAGCCUGUUACAAGAUUUACAAAGAUGAGGUCCCCUUUGGCAAGAACUGUAAUCUGACCAUCACUAGCAGAUUUGAGCAAGAAUUCCUAAAUGAUAUGAUGAAGAAAUAUGAUAAAUCUCUAACAAAAUACUUCUGGACUGGCCUGAUAGAUGUAGAUUCACAUGGAGAGUAUAGCUGGGCAUCUGCUGGAGGAAUAAAGCGGGCAGUAACGUUUGCCAACUGGAAUUUUCUGGAGCCAGCUUUUCCAGGUGGAUGUGUGGCAAUGUCUACUGGAAAGUCUCUUGGGAAGUGGGAGGUGAAGGACUGCAAAAACUUCAGAGCGCUUUCAAUUUGCAAGAAUGUCAGUGGACCUGUGGAACCCGAGGAGCCAGCUCCCAAGCCAAGUGACCCCUGUCCCGAUGGCUGGCAUAGUUUUGCCAACAGUCUUUCCUGCUAUAAGGCAUUCCAUAUAGAAAGAGUUGUGAGAAAGAGGAACUGGGAAGAAGCUGAAAGAUUCUGCCAAUCCCUGGGAGCCCACCUGGUUAGCUUCGGUCACGUCGAUGAGAUGAAGGAGUUUCUUCACUGGUUAACGGAGCAGUUCAGUGACAAUCGUUGGCUAUGGAUAGGUUUGAAUAAAAGAAGCCCUGAUUUACAAGGAUCCUGGCAAUGGAGUGAUCGUACACCAGUGUCUACUCUUCUCAUGGAACAUGAGUUUCUGCUAGAUUAUGACAUCAGAGACUGUGCUGCUGUCAAGGUCACUCACAGGCCAUGGCGGAGAAGCUGGUAUUUCUUUGAUGACUAUGAUUUUUUUUACAUGAGGCCUUUUGCUUGUGAUACAAAGCUUGAAUGGGUGUGCCAUAUUCCAAAAGGUCGAACUCCAAAAGCACCAGAGUGGUACAACCCAGAGCGUGCAGGAAUUCACGGGCUUCCAGUUGUAGUUGAAGGAAGUGAAUAUUGGUUUGUUGCUGAACCACACUUGAACUAUGAAGAAGCUUUCCUCUACUGUGCUACCAAUUACAGCUUUCUUGCCACUGUCACAUCCUUCACAGGACUGAAAGCUAUCAGAAACAAAAUAGCCAAUAUCUCCAGUGAUGAGCAAAAGUGGUGGUUGAGAGCUAAUGAACAGCCCAUAGAUCAUCCUUUUUCAGGCUUUCGUCGUCCAUGGUACUAUUAUCCUUUCGAGUUUGGAGAGGAAUGCAUGUACAUGUCUGCCAAGACUUGGCUUAUCGACUUAAAUAAACCAGCAGAUUGUAAUACCAAGUUGCCCUUCAUCUGUGAAAAACAUAGUGUAUCUCCAUUAGAAAAAUACAGUCCAGAUCCUACAGCUAAAGUUCAAUGCUCCGAAAAGUGGGUUUCUUUUGGAAAUAAGUGUUUUCUAAAGAUCAACACCCAGUAUGCCAAAUUUUCUCAAGCAAAUGAUAUCUGUCAUUCCUAUGGUGGCACCCUUCCUUCCGUGUUGAGCCAGAGUGAACAAGAUUUUAUUACAUCUUUGCUUCCGGAUAUGGGAGCUACUCUAUGGAUUGGUUUGCGCUGGACUGCCCAUGAGAAGAUUAACAAAUGGACAGAUGACAAAGAGCUGAUAUAUGGUAACUUUCACCCAUUGUUGGUUGGUCGGAGGCUGAGGAUACCAACAAAUAUUUUUGAGGAAGACUCCCAAUACCACUGUGCUGUAAUACUCAACCACCCAAAGUCACCUUUUACUGGAACGUGGAAUUUUACUUCCUGCAAUGAAUAUCACCCUGUGUCUCUCUGUCAGAAAUAUUCAGAAAUUCAAAGCAACCAGUCCGUGCAGAAUGCUUCAGAAACAGUAAAGUACAAAAAUAACUUAUACAAGAUCAUCCUGAAGAGGCUGACUUGGUACCAGGCUGUGGAGGAGUGUAUGAAAAAUAGCAUGCAACUGGUGAGCAUCACAGACCCUUACCAACAGGCGUUCCUCACCGUGCAGGCAGCCCAGCAGAACUCCUCCUUGUGGAUUGGACUCUCCAGUCAGGAUGAUGAACUCAACUUUGGUUGGUCAGAUGGAAGACGUCUUGAAUUUACUCGCUGGGAUGAAAACCACCACCAUCUUGAAGACUGCGUGUUUUUAGAAAAGAAUGGAUUCUGGAGAACGGCUGAUUGUGAAACCAGCCUGCCGGGUGCUAUUUGCUACUAUCCAGGAAAUGACACUAAAGAAGAAAUCAAACCAGUUGCAAAUGUUGAAUGUCCGUCUCCUGUUCUAAGUACUCCAUGGAUACCCUUUCAAAACUGUUGCUACAAUUUCAUGAUAACAAAGAAUAGACACAUGGCAACAACACCAGAAGAAGCUCAUUCUAAAUGCCAGCAAUUGAAUCCAAAAUCACAUAUGCUCAGCAUUCGAGAUGAGGAGGAGAAUAACUUUGUUCUUGAGCAGCUUCUGCGCCUCCAUUAUAUGGCUUCUUGGGUCCUGUUAGGGUUAACGUAUGAAGGUAAUUCUCUUACAUGGUUUGAUAAGACUACAUUGUCGUAUACACACUGGAGAGGGGGAAGACCAGCCGUACAAAAUGGCAAGUUUUGGGCUGGAUUGAAUACCGAUGGCUUCUGGGAUAUUCAACCCUUUAACAUGGAAGAAACAAUUUAUUUUCAACAACACAGCAUUGUUGUUUGUAAGAUUGAAAUGGUUGACUACAAGGAAGAAUAUAAUACCACACUGCCAGAGUUUAUUCCAUAUGAAGAUAAUAUUUAUAAUGUUAUUCAAAAAAGGGUAACGUGGUAUGAAGCAUUAAAGGCAUGUUCUGAAGGCAGAGGUCAGUUGGCAAGUGUCCAUGAUCAAAACGGCCAGCUCUUCUUGGAAGAUAUUGCAAAACGUGAUGGCUUUCCAUUGUGGGUUGGGCUGUCAAGUCAUGAUGGCAGUGAAUCCAGUUUUGAAUGGUCUGAUGGCAGUGCAUUUGACUACAUCCCAUGGAAAGGGGAAAAAGGUCCUGGAGACUGUGUUGUCUUGGAUCCCAAAGGAAAUUGGAAGCAUGAAAAGUGCAGUUCUUCAGUGGAUGGAGCUAUUUGUUAUAAACCUACAAAACCCAAAGAGCUGACCUCUUAUUCACACUCAUCAAGAUGUCCUGAAGCAAAAGAAAAUGGGACACAGUGGAUGCAGUACAAGGGUCACUGUUACGCCUCGGACCGGGCACUGCACAGUUUCUCAGAAGCCAAAUACCUGUGUUCAGAACUCGAUCAUUCCUCAACGAUUGUGACCAUAAAGGAUGAAGAUGAGAAUCAAUUUGUGAGCCAACUGAUAAGAGAAAAUAAUAAUAUUACCAUGAGAGUUUGGCUUGGAUUAUCUCAACAUUCUAUCGAUCAAUCCUGGAGUUGGUUGGAUGGCUCAAAAGUGACAUUUGUCAAGUGGGAGAAUAAAAGUAACAAUGACGAUGGGAAAUGUAGCGUUUUGUUAGCUUCAACUGAAACUUGGAAAAAAGUUGACUGUUCUCAUGGCUACGGAAGGGUUGUCUGUCAAGUGCCUCUGAGCUCUGACUACAAGGGAGUAGCUAUCGGAUUUGCCGUGCUCAGCGUCCUGGCACUCAUCAGCGGGCUGAUUUGGUUCCUGUUCCAAAGAAACCGUUUCCAGUGGGCAGGUUUCUCAUCAGUCCGGUACGAACAAGGAGUGAGUGAAGAGGAGAUUGUCCUUCCUUCUUUCCAGGACUAAAUUGUUCCAAAAGUGUGCUAGUUUGCACUAAUGUGUAAGGGAAAAUGAACCACGCCAAGGUUUCCAGUGUCAGUAUUUACUCUGCUCCAAAGUGAGAGUCUUAAAUGCUUUACAGUGGUUCCAUUGCUUGUUGGUAUCCAUACUCAAUACCAUGUUUACAGCUCUGCUUCAGAAAAAUCUUGAAGCUGGAAAUGAAGAUCCAGUGGUUUGUAGGGUUAUGAGUUCAAUGUUCAACUUUCCUGGGAGGAUGUGGUUGGGAACUGGAAUAAUGUAUUUAAUGACAUUUUCAGGUCAUCUUAGAAAAUUUUAAAAGGCAUAAUGACUAGGCAGCACAUCUGCCUUUUAAUUUUUAAGAACAUCUGGCCAAAUGAAAACUUAGUAACUCAAGGUAAAAGCCCUGCUGUAAAGAAUAUUGUUUCAAAAAAGCCAUGUGUAGCAUAUGCACAAAACUAUCGAACAAUGACAUGUCUACCAUUUUUGUGAGAGAAUUGUCUCUUGGCAAUAUGUUUCUUAUGUGAUCCCAAAGAUAUUUCAUAAUGAUGUUAUUUAGAUGCAAAUAUUUUUGUUUAUAAUUUGUCAUAAAUUUUUUUUAGAUUUUUAAUGUGUUAAAAUAUCAUUGUUAGAUCGCUUAGGUAUCUUAUAGUAGUGUGCUUUGUCUUUCUGAUGUAUGAUAUAGGACUGCUUCCUUCCUAAAGGGACUCAGUGAAGAAUAAGAACGUUUGAAAAGUUUACAAUUUAUAUGCAAGGACUUCAAAAAGUUCAUGGAGAAUAUCCAUUAUGAAAAACACGUAUAGAUUUCAAAAUGUUUAGCACCAAAAUUAAUGUAAGUUUUAAUGCUGUUGUCCAUGAACUUUUUGCAGUACCCUCAUACUUGACGUGGCCUGCCAACUUUUAAGGAUUUGUUGUUGUUGCCUUUUUACAUGAACUAAGCAGAAAAGCAGACGAUGAAGGAUAGUUUGUAUAACUUGCAUUUGUAAAAAUGAGAUUUUUUGCAAUAAAACGCUAAACUUUGAGGUUACCACUAAAAUAUUUUAAACUAUGAAUAAGAAAACAUUGUUUUAUAAUUAUAAUUUUACCAUCUAGAAUAUAUUCUUAAUAAUAGUACCCACUGAACAUGAUGAAUGCUUUAUUCAGUGUUUAAUUUAUAUUUGUACUUUAUUUUUGUAUAAAAGUUACAGAUUUAUUUUAAACUUGGAGUGCUUAUACUAUUAUGCAAUUAUAAAUUAUUUUAUAAGACAGAUUUAAGAUAAUCUACAAUUCCCUGAAACGUCUUUUAAUGAAUUUGUAAGACGUUCUUUGGCCCUGUGACUUAUACAAUUUUAAUCAUUAAGAUGUAAAAUUGCUUUAAGUAAAAAUGCCACCAUGGUUCCUUGUUGCAGGGAAAAAAAACCUCUGGAUUGGGCUUCAUUAUUUUAGGUGUGCAGUGUAACCAGAAAGAAAGUGUCCAGCUAUUAUAACUAGAGAUAUUCUUAAUAUUAUUUGUGCUCAUCUUUUAAAUUUUAUGUACCUGAGACAGAAACAGUAAGAAUAAAAUAUCCUGUCUGCCGGCUCAUUCCCCAAAGGCCCACUGCAGCCGUGGCUGGGCCAGG